Molecule: messenger RNA, 528 nt
Organism: Saccharomyces mikatae IFO 1815
Lineage: Eukaryota; Fungi; Ascomycota; Saccharomycetes; Saccharomycetales; Saccharomycetaceae
Gene: SDC1
Product: Sdc1p
Exons: 1
Coding region: 1-528 (175 amino acids)
Source: RefSeq, a predicted model, not a curated record
AUGAACGAAAAUUGCGAUAGUUCUCAAUAUAAUGAAACUACGAUUCCUAUGGUAAAGGAUACCUCAAGUAACAAUGAUAUUCAAGUAGAACAAAAUCAAAGUGCAGAGAGUAAAGGUCACAAUAAUCAUGAUAGUGGACCUUUCGAUAUAAAUAGUAAUCACAGUGACAAAUCUGGACAUUUAGAAAUGGGAAGUACAUCAUCAUCUGCAGCAAUGGAUUUGAAAAACGUCAAGAGUAUUGGACAAAGUAUAAAACUAGAAGAAGCAAUCGACACAAAUUCAAUCAUUGAAGAGUCAACAGAAUCAAAAAUAUCGAACUUAGAAAAUAUUAACCUUGCAGCCACAGUAGGUGGUUCACAAACUAGAAAAUAUCUGAAUGCCAAUGUGACGCCGCAUCUUUUAGCCGGUAUGAGGCUCAUAGCCGUGCAACAACCAGAAGAUCCCUUACGUGUUUUAGGUGAAUAUUUGAUUGAGCAAAGCGACAUACUGAAAAGUGCAAAAAAAAAUGAGAGUAAUGCUAGUGUAUGA